UAACUUCGCUCUUGGACUGAUCGAUAAGUGAAAUAAAUGUGUAAAUAAAGAAAUCAAUAUUUUUUUUAUUAAUUUACCAACGACUUCCAUCGCCUUUGAAAUUUGGCGAUUUUCUUGAAAUUCACUUUAUAUUUUCUGUCAUCAACUUCCUCCUUUCAUUUAAACAGUAAGCAUUUGAGCUUUUAACUUUUUCUCGAUUAAAAUACAUUUCCAAUACACAUAUAUACUAAUUCAUAGCCAUUUAUAUCAAAUAUUUAAGUUUAUUAUAAAAUUUGCUGGUAUUUUCCGAUUUCUUAGCGCAAACAAAACAAAAAAAAAUUACCUAAAAAAACAAUAAACACAGGAAAAGUAAAAGUUAAACCUACAUGGCGCUUAACAGCUUCAUAAAUGCAUUCUCACCGCCCUCCUCGGUAUCCACAGAGCAGAACGAAGAUGGAGGCGAGCGGCCGGGACUCUUCGUGCACAAUCGUCGCAUAGUCUUGGAGUUGGUCAAUAAAAUAUUCGAUAAUAAACGCGGCAAUGUGGAAUUGUCCUCGUCACAUUGCUCCAGCAUUGCGAAGAAGCCUUCCGAAUACAGCUAUGACAACCGGCUGAAAUACUGGAAGGAUAUGUUGGAGCAGCGUAAACUUGUGCAGGCGAACAUACAGGAGAAAACCGGUAAGACGCCGGCGCAGAUACUCUUCAAUCGCGGUGUCACCGUUGAUGAACGUGACAAGCAAACUGUGCGUCGCUUGAUAGAUUACGCCGAACGCUUGAAUCCAUUGACUGUAAUGCAACGACAGGAAGCCAUAUUGCCGGAAUAUAUUGACUGUAGCACGUGCCAAUAUGUACAUGAAAUACGUGAGACCUUGCCGAAGGCCGAGCGUGACGGCGAGAAGGUAGUCGAGAUCACCGGUUUGCCGUUGGUAACGAAGGAAGAGCUUUUGGGUAAACCGAAAGAACAGGGCGGACACAAAAAGUCCGAUUGGUUGAGAUCCAAAGUGUUGGAGGAGCACAUCGAACGCAAACGCGAGGACAUAGAACGUGUAAUUGAAUUCUAUCCAGACAUUGACAAGCUGCAGAUUGUGGGCGAGAGUUUCAGUAAGAUGAAUACGUUACGCCACAACGCAGAUAUACAAUAUAUAGGUGAAGAAAAAAUACAUUUCAUCUCACAAGACUCAAUUUGUGAACCAACUGCGCCGGCAGCAUCCACUUCGGAGCCACCGCCACAACCCGAAUACAGUGUGCGUAUUAACGAACAUAUUUUCCAACUAACCGAGAAGCGAAGCUCCAAAUAUGUUGAGCUGGAGGUACGUUUCGAGUGUGAACCCUUCGAGAAAGUUGUAAAGCGCGUUCUACAUCUGGAGAAUUUGGGCAAACGAGUGUUGGGCUUCGAAUGGGUGCAUCGUCCGUAUUUCGAGAAAAAUGCCGGUCUCCUAAAAGCCUACGAUGACGAAUUCCUCUUUCAACAUAAACCGUUUCGCCUGACUUCAGGCGAGAGCAUUGAUGUGGUUGUGCAGUUUCAACCACGCCGUGCAGACAUCACGAAACAAAAGUGGAUGCUAAAAAUCGAUCCACAAUUUUUCUGUCGCAAAGUGGAUGCUGUUGUGGUGCGUUUGAGCGGUAAGUGCAAACCGGCGCCCGAAUAUAUUGCCAAAAUACGAGCUGUACAAACGGAGGUCUUAAACAAAUCGAACACGACGAUGGUGCGUCAAAUCACGACACGCUUAGCCUCACUCACACCGCUGAUUAAGUUGCCCGAAGUGAUUUGCCCCUACAAGCGUACACUCACCGAACUAGAGCUAUUCGAAUUUUACAAUCCCGGCUAUCGCUGCGAACGCUAUCACGACAUACAACUGCUCAAGGAGCUGUAUGAACGCUUAAAGAAGCCGCGUGAGCCCGCUUGGGACCUGAGCAUUGAAUCUUUGAAAGCCAUCAUCCUGCGGCAGGAGAGCCCCGAUAAGCGCGCACUGUACUUUGUGGAGAUGAUUAGCAUUUUAGAGGAGAUGCGUGGCAGGCCGCCCAUAGACUUUGAUGAGAAAAUACUUGAUAAUACGGAACGUGAGCGCACAUGUUAUGUGUAUGUGCGUGGCAUUAUCUCAACGGGCAUCGAUGAGUGGGAAGAGUUGACGCUCACCAUCGAGGAAGCCUUCUUAAAGGCGGCAUGGAAGGAGUAUGUAGACAAUUACUCUAAGGCUUCAGAGGAGGGUGCAGGUGGCGAUGCUGAGCAUAUAGAGAUGCUGCUGAAUGAAUUCGACGAAGAAGAAAUCAAAAUGUGGCUGGUUAAAGAGUUGCGUCAUCGCAAGCCGUUCCGUGACACGCUCUACAUGCAAACCUACACACAUGUGUGCAAUUUUAUUGAGGACAUUGUCUCGGUUAUAGAGAGCACAGACAUCGUUUAAGCUAUUCGGAGUUUUUACUAUGGAGAUAGUCGUAAUAUACAAAUGAUCCGGAGGUAAACUCGAAUAUGGCUCAAAUACACAUGCGAUCCUGAUAUAUGUAUAUACAUAUAUGAGAGUUGCGUAGGCAAAGAAUUUGUACAAUUAUUUCUAUAAU
Bactrocera dorsalis (oriental fruit fly) is the source of this 2535-nucleotide messenger RNA. RefSeq lists its product as hypothetical. The transcript has a single exon. The record is from RefSeq and is a predicted model, not a curated record. Bases 366 to 2381 code for a protein of 671 amino acids. NCBI's taxonomy places the organism in Eukaryota, Metazoa, Arthropoda, Insecta, Diptera, Tephritidae.